AUGGACACGAUACAAACGGCAUCAAAAAACGAGUCAGACAAUCGUCUGAAGUGGAGCAGAAAACUUUUCAUUGAAAAAGUGAACUAAUUUUCUUCGAAAUUUAAUCUCCGUCAUUGCAGCCUACCGUCAAACAGCUCUAUAAAGAAUUCGUGAACAAUAAGAAAUGGAAGCCGGAAACAAUGUCUUCGAAGGCGAUGAACGAGAAUCCGGGCAAGUGUCGCUACACCGACAUCGUGUGCCUCGACUCAACGCGAGUCGUUCUCAAGGUUUUGCCAAAUCCUUCAGCCGCAAGAACAGAAUUCCAGGAGCGUCCUCCGGAAGCCGACUUCAUCCACGCCAACUGGAUGAAGAUGCCCGAUGGAGUACAAUAUAUCUCUACACAGGUUUGUCUUGCCACGUGGUCUCGCGAUUUGCGCUUAGGGACCAAUGGAGGAGACAAUUGAGGACUUCUGGCACAUGAUCUACACUGAGAAAGUUUCCGUCGUUAUCAUGCUUUGUGCUUUCUCUGAAGGUCUUUUAAAUUAGGAUUCUUAAGGAAAAAAAAAAAUCAUAUUACAGGAAAAUUCAGCAAGUCGGCCUAUUACUACCCCAUGAAGUCGGAUUAUGAAAAGUAUGGUCAGUACAAAGUAAUCAAGAAAGGGUUGAAGCAGUCGAACAUCGAUAACGUCAAAUAUCGUGUCCUUGACGUCGAAAAAAAGUUUGCUUUCAUCGAUUAAAAAUUAUUUUGUAGAUGACUAGGAACGACCCUGUCCGCGCCGGCCUGGCCGUGGCUUUGGGCCCGUUUGAGAAAAGAUCCUGCGUUUGAGCAGGCCAGGCUGCAAAAAAAAAAAAAUUGAAAUUUCAUCGAAGAAGUUUCAGCGAAAAAUUAUUUUCUUAUUUCUUAAAUCAUAGUUUCUGUUGAACCCUAACUAGGGAACUACUCGGACUCGGAUACGCGUUUCGAGUUGAAACUUUGGUGGCUUAUAGACCCGGGUAAGAGUACUUGGAAACAAGAGUGAAUAUCUGCUAAACCCGAUAGGCUUCUGAGAAAAAAUUAGAAGAAAAUGUGAAAAUUAGGCAUGAAAAUUUCCAUAAUACUGCUCUUUAUCUUAUCAUUAAUACAAUAAUCUCGAAUGAUCCGGCUAUGAUAAACUCUAAAAAACUUUUCUCCAGCCAAAAGGAGGAGGAAAGCAAAAAUUUGAUAAUUUUCAAGCCUAAACUAUUCAUUUUCAAAAAGCUUUUUCGCAGAAGCCUAUGGAGUUUAGCAGAUAAUCUCUCUUUUUUCCAAGUACUCUUACCCGGGUCUAUAAGCCACCAAAGUUUCAACUCGAAACGCGUACGAGUCCGAGUAGUUCCCUAGUAAGUGAAAAAUGAGCAAAAAAAUGUAUUUUGUGGUAAAAAAAAAAGCUUGAUAAUCGACUUAAAAAAUUUGAUCUUAUUGAGCCGGGCCGGCCCUUUUUUCUUGCACAAAAGCUCUCAAAGGAUAUACAGUCUUGAGAUAUUGGAGAUAUCAAUUAAUUGUCGUUUUGAGCGGCAAGUCAUUGACGGUUCACCAUUUUUCUUAUACUUCAUGGCCGGACCACAUUGCUCCGACAUCGCCCACUUUUGCUGUACAGCUGCACCGUUUGGCUCGCCAAAAAGUGUGGUUUUAAUUUGAAAAAUAUUGCUGUAAUUGUUUUCCACGAAAGAAAAGACUAAAAAUAAAAGCAAGCCCUCACUAAAGUCGGCAAAAAGUCUAACAAUGAAAAUGAAACCUGAAAAACAGGCAAAUGGCGGCCCAAUCGUGGUUCACUGCUCGGCUGGGAUCGGUAGAACAGCCACUUUCAUCGGUGAGUGCAUGAAACUGGCUCGAACCAACCCACUUCAGGGAUCGAUUACGGUAUGCAGCGGGUCCGCGAGAACUCGAACUUGGCUCCCUUCGACUUGAUCAAGGAAAUGCGGCGGAUGAGGUUGAUACCUUCGAUGCGUACAUACAUCGCCCUUUUCAGAGAUAAAUCGGUCCAGUCGUAUUUCCAAUACGCCUUUAUGAUUGUUUGUAUCCUCGAAAUCUUUGCUCAGGUAACUCAAUUUUAAAGAUUCAAGAAAAUUAACUGUCAGGAAAUAUUUCAAGUAGAACAAAGAGGCUGACAAAGAAGUUUGUUACACUCGAAAGUUCGAACUAACUAUAAAAUUUAUUAAUCAAACGAAGUAUAGUCCGUUUUUCGCGACUUGAAAAGGCGGUACUUCUCUGCGCCCUCCUUAUCUUUCGACGUCCCUCUCAUGUUUACGUGCUGUUUCCAUGUUUCUCUGACCUCGCCGGUGAGGGAAAAGAGGGACACACACGCGAAAAUUGUCGAUUCGCAGUGGGCGGACUAUAUAUAUAUAUUAUGUAACAAGGGUCUUGAAGCCUACUUUCUUCAUGAUUUUUCACAGAGCUGACGCUUCAGAUUUGAGUUUCCAGCAGAUUUCUUCGGUCAAAAAUGUUUUGCUCGGUCAAUCAAGAAGUUCCUGUGAUAGUUUCCGAGUAUCCUGCAGUUUCGAUAUGAAUUACUUUGCUUUAUGUGAUGCCAUUACUGUCAAUUUAGGGGAAGUAUACAAAAAAAAUUAUUUUUCAUGAAUAAAAAUAUAGUUGAUUCACGGCUGGCUUGAGCCAUCGAAAAAGGGUCCUGACACGAUAAUAAAAGAGGUAGUUCCUGGCUCGUGGAGAGGGCAGACAGGCCACGACCUCUUAGCUUCUCAAGCCAGCCGCGAAUCGGCUUUAAAAGGACUAUUAAACAUUUUUUUAAGUACUAUCAGAAGUUCUGAAAAUUCACUAUUCUUCAACAUUUUCACACCUGCUCAUUUUUUUCCUCUUUGUUUUCUCUAGCGGCAGAUGAGUCAACUUUAAUGAUUUUUGAAAAUUUUUCGAAAAUCAUACGCAAAUUUUGUUUGCGUUUAGUCUGAACUGUAUUUUCAAGCACAUGCUUUCCUCUAACGGGAAAAGUUUGCAGGACAACGCGAUCCCUCGAAACGACAAGCUCAAAAGUUACAUCGAGGAAUACAACAACUCAAUGACAAAGAAAAAGGAGAAAUUGGAUAAAUAA
Caenorhabditis auriculariae is the source of this 3041-nucleotide messenger RNA. Lineage: Eukaryota; Metazoa; Nematoda; Chromadorea; Rhabditida; Rhabditidae. The record is from the annotation of a GenBank genome assembly.